AUGGCUACAAGUACAAGCCCUAGUUCUUCCUCUGCUCCUUUUAUAAACGUUUGCAAUAAAGAACUAAGUAUCAAAGAUUUCUAUCCUGUUUAUGAUAAAGUCAAGCCACUCUCUAGUCGUUGGAAAUCCAUAGCUAUUUCCUUUCGCCUUAGAAUAGACACUAUCAGAACCAUAAAAGCUAAUUAUCCUGGAGAUGCUGUCUCUUGUUUGCAGGAGGUUCUAGAGUGUUGGUUGAAGAAAGAUUAUGAUGACUACCAGACUAAUGAAAAUAGUGCCACUCCUGAAACAGAUGAGGUAGCUAUGUCACCAGCAAGCACUGACAGAUCAACAGUUUAUAUUCAUCGUCCUGAAAUAAACCAUCCAUUGGCAAAGAAGAUAUAUGAGUUACAGGAUGUGUUUGCUGAUGCAUUACAACUGACAAUGGAAUCCUUCCUCAAAAAGCCAGCACUUCUUUCUAAAAUCUUGAACUAUCUUACAAUGCAUGUUCAUGCUCUGUUGGGCCCUAUCAGAAAAAAUAAUCCAGCUGCAGUACAAGCAGUUAGAGAAGAAUUCAGUGACAUUAAAACAAUGACUGAUCUUUUUGUCAUUUUGCAAGAUAAGUAUGUAUCAUGGUUCAACUAUGAACUGAUAAUUAAACUUGUUCGUGUGUUCUUGAGUGACAAUCGUACAUUAAAGAGAACCUGGUCAGCAUAUGAAGAGAAGUUAAAGGAUUAUUUUAUAAACAGUGAAUUAAUAACUACCUAUCAGUUAGAUCCUCAUCAAGCUGACAGUAAUGGUCAGCGACCAAUUCAUUAUGCUGCUAAAUCUGGUGAUAUUUUACUACUGGAAUUAUACGUGAAGGAUUACAAGUGUAGUCUGAGCCUAACAGAUCACAAAGGUUGGAAUGUUAUUCAUUUUUCAUCAUUAAAAGGUCACACUCACUUUAUCAAGCAUAUCACCAGUCAGUAUCCUCAAUACAUUAGUUUACUACACUCUACUGACAAUGAGGGUCAAGUACCAUUACAUUUAACCUGUGAGAGUGGUAAUAUUCAAUUGGUCACAUUUCUAAAAAAUGAAAUGAAAUGUGAUAUUAAUGCUAAGGAUGCACGUGAUGAAACAUGUGUCACAUUUGCCUGUUUCUCAGGUAAUCUUGAUCUAGUACAAUUACUAACACAACAGUAUAAGCUUGAGCCUUUAGUUACUGAUAAAUAUGGUUUCACAGCAUUACAUGGAGCAGCAGAGAAUGGUCAUACUCAUAUACUGAAAUGGUACAGUCAGGAGUAUAGUGUGGAUAUUACUAAUCACACUAACAAUUACAAGUACACACUAGCUCAUUCAGCUGCAUAUGGAGGUAAACUACAUUGUUUACAGGAACUGAUCAACAAGUAUCAGUGUGAUGUUAAUGCCACUCUUACUGAUACUGAUAGUACAGUUCUUCAUAAAGCAUGUGAAGGAGGCCAUGUUCCUGUUGUACUUUAUCUCACUAGUCUUCCUCAGUGUAAUGUAGCAGCUAAGACUUCUAAUGGAUCAACAGUUCUUCACAUUACCUGUGAGUACAGUAACUCUCUUCCUAUACUCAAACAUCUGGUAGAAAAUCAUCAGUUAGAUCUGUGUGCUGUGAAUGAUGAGGGAAUGGCUCCUAUUCACUUAGCAUGUAGUGAUGGAAGAUUGAACUUGAUCCAGUACAUUAUAGAACACAUACCAUCAUCACUUGAACUACCUGACACUAAUGAUGGUCGUACUCCAUUCCUUAUUGCAGUGUACUUCAAUCAGUUAGAAGUUAUUAAAUAUCUUAUUAGUAAGAAGUGUAAUCUAUCAGCUACCAAUGAUGCAGGGUCUGGAGCAGUUCACAUAUCAGUAAAGAAGGGUCACUUGAAUGUAUUGAAGUAUCUCAUUGAUAAUAAUUAUUGUAAUCCUAAUGCAACUGAACAUCAAGACCGUACACCACUACAUGUUGCUGUAUCAGCUAAUGAAUAUGAAAUAUUAGAAUAUUUACUGAGUAAGAGUAUACCCUCAAUGAGUGUUGUCUGGCUACGUGAGAUAAAAUUAGACAGUCCUCAUGACAUAUACAAUAAUCCACAUAAUGCUGUACUUAUUAAUGAACAAGAUAAAGAUGGUAACACACCAUUACAUUAUGCUUGUGUUAUACAUCAGAAUAUGGUAUCACUAUUACUAAAAGCCAGUCUGUCUAACAAUAACUUAUUAAUUACUAACAAGAAAGGACAGACACCAUUACACUUAGCAGCUGCCUCUGGUCAUAAGGAUACCGCUGAAGCUUUACUGUUCUCAGUCACUGGUAGUUCUACUCAUCAUGAUCUCCUUACAGCUACUGAUAAUGAAGGAUCCACUGUAUUACAUACAGCUUGCAGUAAUGGCCAUAUUGAUGUGUUUCAUUAUUUAUCCAGUAUUUAUCCUCAAGUUGAUAUAUACCAUUAUUUGGAACCAAACAUUGUCUCUAAUCCAGUACCUAAAGACAAGUCUGGUCGUACUCCUCUUCAUUAUGCUUCUCGUUCUGAUAAUAUUCGUAUGGUACGUUAUCUCAUAGAGACCUUCCCCUGUACUCCUGAUGAUCCUGAUAAUAAUGGAUACACUUCAGUUCAUGGAGCAUGUGAAGCUGGUAGUAUGGAGCUAGUACAAUACUUUCUAACUGAUCUCAAAUGUAAUGCACUAGCUGAAACUGAUGAUUGUAAAACCAUGCUUUAUUUUGCUAGUAAGAGUUCUAAUUUAGAGCUUGUUCGGUUUUUAGUUGACGUAUUCAGUUUAAAACCUCGUCCACACGAUAUUGAAAUAGCUCAAUCAGUUAAUCCUGAUUCAUCAGUAGUUAAAUAUCUUCAAAAAAUACAUUUUGAUUUAUUCCUAUCACAACAAAGCAAAGUGAGUGGAUAUUAUGAGAAACUUGAAGGACAACAGGUUGACCCACUAGGACAAGAUAUUGUAUCUUAA
Molecule: messenger RNA, 2922 nt
Organism: Amphimedon queenslandica
Lineage: Eukaryota; Metazoa; Porifera; Demospongiae; Haplosclerida; Niphatidae
Product: ankyrin-1-like
Exons: 6
Coding region: 1-2922 (973 amino acids)
Molecular function (GO): protein binding
Source: RefSeq, a predicted model, not a curated record